Chaetomium strumarium is the source of this 1518-nucleotide messenger RNA. RefSeq lists its product as uncharacterized. The transcript is spliced from 2 exons. Gene Ontology annotation, cellular component: nucleus. Gene Ontology annotation, biological process: peptidyl-lysine monomethylation. The record is from RefSeq and is a predicted model, not a curated record. Bases 1 to 1518 code for a protein of 505 amino acids. Gene Ontology annotation, molecular function: protein binding; protein-lysine N-methyltransferase activity. NCBI's taxonomy places the organism in Eukaryota, Fungi, Ascomycota, Sordariomycetes, Sordariales, Chaetomiaceae.
AUGGCCGGCGACGAAGGAUCUAGUGCUGGGUUUGCCCAAGCCACUCGCGGCUUUUCGGAUUGGUUCCAGGCUCUACCGGGAGCAACUUUUCACAAUGAUAUUGCCAUUGAGGACUUGAGACACCAAGGCCGAGGCCGAGGAAUCAUUGCCAAAGCAGACAUUGAGCCCGGUACAGUCCUCUUCACGAUCCCCCGCGGCGCAAUCAUCUGCGCAGCAACCUCGACGCUCAAAGACAGGAUUCCCGCUGUCUUCGAUCUGGAGAACGGAGACGGCGACUCCGAGGAUGAAGGGGACGACGGAUCCUCAUCGUCGCAGCAAGACUCCUGGACUCUGUUGAUUCUGAUCAUGAUCUACGAGCACCUCCAGGGUGGCGCUUCCCGCUGGAAGCCGUACCUGGACAUAUUGCCUUCAAGCUUCGACACGCCCAUGUUCUGGUCACCCGUGGAGCUCUGCGAGCUGCAAGCCAGUGCUCUUGUCGGCAAGAUCGGCAAGGCCGAGGCAGACCGGAUGAUCCAGACCAAAAUCCUGCCCGUCAUCCGCGCCCAUGAAGAUGUCUUUUUCGCACUUGGCAGCCAGCGGCUCGACGACGCCCAGCUUCUGGAACUCGCACACCGUUUCGGUAGCACCAUCAUGGCAUACGCCUUCGACCUCGAGAAGGACGACGACGACGAGAAGGAGGCAGAAGGGGACGAGGACGCCGACGAGUGGGUGGAAGACAGGGAGGGGAAGACGAUGCUGGGGAUGGUUCCCAUGGCCGACCUCCUCAACGCCGACGCCGAAUUCAACGCCCACAUCAACCAUGCGGAAGACGCACUGACGGCAACGGCGUUGCGGAAAAUCAGGGCCGGCGAGGAGGUAUUGAAUUAUUACGGCCCGCUCCCCAACGGCGAGCUGCUCCGUCGAUAUGGCUACGUGACGCCGAAGCACAGCCGCUACGAUGUGGUCGAGCUGCCGUGGCAGCUGGUCGAGGGCGAGCUGAAAGAGCGCGGCGGGAGCACGAUGAGCCCUGCGGACUGGGAGAAGGUGACGCAGCUCGCGCAGGCCGAUGAGGAAUUUGAAGAGGGCUUUGUGCUGGAACGCUCCGGCGAGGACCCAGACUCGGCCGGGCAGCUGCACAGCGACGCCGUCUUCAGCGGGCUGCCAGACGAGCUCGGCGAGCAGUUCAAGACGUUCCUCAAAGCAAUCAAGAAGGUCGACAGCAACGCCGAGCUCGCCGUCCGGGCCCUGUCGGACAGGGACGCGCGCAAGGAACUGUAUCUGCAGACCGCCCUGGCCGCCCUGGGCGCCCGCGAGCGCCAAUACCCCACGUCCAUGGAGGAAGACGAGCAGAUCAUAAACGCCGCGGGAGUGGCGGGGCGUCAAACGAUGGCGGUUUGGGUAAGGAGAGGCGAGAAACAGCUCAUGCGGGAGGCGCAGUCGUGGAUCAGCCGGGAGUUGGACGAGUUGCGGAACAACAAGACUUCGCAGAGAACACAGGAUAUGGAUGGCGCUCCGGCUGCAAAGAGGCGGCGGGUCUAA